Molecule: messenger RNA, 4614 nt
Organism: Fusarium vanettenii 77-13-4
Lineage: Eukaryota; Fungi; Ascomycota; Sordariomycetes; Hypocreales; Nectriaceae
Exons: 7
Coding region: 1-4614 (1537 amino acids)
Molecular function (GO): oxidoreductase activity
Source: RefSeq, a predicted model, not a curated record
AUGACACGCAAAGAGUACUUCGACCACCGCUUCCGUAUUCACGGAAGCUUGUCGGAUGGUACCGAGAAUAAAGACGAUAAGCCACACAAGUACAUCCAGACGCAAGUUUUCGAUUCAGCCUUUGGCCCACGGCCUGAUGGACCACUUAAUGCCAAUCAACAUUGGGUUGGAAGAGAUGACACAACAGAGCUCUUCUUCCGGGACUGGGACCACGUUAUAACCUGCUUUUCCUCCGAAUAUGUCAAGACCACCAUCGGGCCGGAUGGGCCUCUCUUUGCAGACUUUGAAACAAGCGUUGUUUUGAUGGCAUACGAGAAACCUAUACCAGUGCAAACCGCAGCAGCUAAGGAGCGAGCCAAGGCAGGGAACGCUGACUUGGAUGUUGGAGAUGCAACUGUCGCCAUGUACUUCAUCUCCACACCGGAUGAUGUUCGAGACGGAAGUAAUCUGGAGCACACUGUGACUCCUCUUUUACUGAAGUCAUUGGAAGCUCACUGCCAGGCUGAUGUAUGGGGGGUUAUUUGCAAUGUCGGAGCCGUUUCCGACAAGUUUGACCUGAACUCGUAUUUUAGUGGUGCUGAUAUGCCUCAGUAUGCGUUGGUUUACAAGUUGUUUCUUACAGGUGCGGAAUCUGUGACCGCGCUUAGGAGGGCUCAGAGAGAAUUUGAAGGGGCUGCCAGCGGGCAGGGGCUCAUUGAUCUGCACAAGAGCUUUAUCGUUUUCUCACAAGAAGCUCUGAUUAUGAAUAUGGGGAAGGGAACAAGACCGUGGAGGCUGCGAGAGCCUCAUUCAACCGUACAUCCGCUGGCAGUGCCUCGCAGGAACUGGGUCCUAACCCUUAGCUCCCUCGAAGCCUUGGCCUUCAACUGGCGCCGCCGUGUUCCGAGCCUGGGCGACCAACUCACCCUCGACUCUUUCGGCUUCACCAGCACCAAACCACGCGUUCGGCCAUGGGUGCCUACUCCCUCCGCACCUGAGAUUCCCCUCGACUGGCUAUGUGAGAACCCACAUUUCGCUUGGGAGUUUGCGAGGAGAUGCAACCUUUACAGCAAUGCCCCUAUCCCUGCCCUGCUCCAUACAUGCAAGGAGUCUCGUGCUGCGCUCAUCAAGAUGGGUUACCAGCUCGCAUUUCGGUCGCGGUCGAGUGGUCCAAGAACGUGGUUCAACUUCGAUCGGGAUACGUUGUACUUGGAAUAUGACGAGCUUGAUGAUAUAUCAGAAAACGACGAAUCCGGGGUACUCAACGGAUACAGCCCGUGGGAUAUAGGCCAAUUCGAUCUAGCGGAGUUGCGACAGGUGCGGAAGCUAGCGUUAUGGAAAGGUGCCCAUUUUCAAGCCCUACUCACCCAAACAGACCACAGCAUUGACGGUUACGCUAUGGAACUCCUGGGCGUUCUCAGACCAUUCAACGGUCUCGAGGAGCUGUUGCUUGUUGAUUGGUCACCUGGCGAUUUUACAACGAACAUCCCCAAGGACGAGCCUGAGAGUGAGCCUGAGAGUGAGGCUCGACUGGACACAGAACAUCAGAAGCGACAUGCAUACGAUACCAAUAAGCUUUGGAGCUGCACAGAUGUCGUCGAAGCCGAUGGCUUACUGCAUCUCUUCUCGUCCAAUCCUCUUUACAAAGUCGGCAUAGAAUCAGCUGGCCCUGAAAGUUGGUUUCUGGUCGAGCAUAAAGAAGAGCACGGGAUCGAAGCGAACUAUUUCAAAGAUUCGCAGAACAAGAUUCGAAACUUCUUGACCAAUGAAAUGGUCCGCUUGAUCUCUGAGUGUCUCGAUGAAGACCCUGACACCAUUAUCCCAUGGGAGAUUCCGCGUCUCAGAACCGUCCAUAUCUUGUGGCCGCUGGAGCACAAAACUCUCAUGCAAGAGCGACGCAACGUCUCAGAACAUGUUUUCGAUCUUCAGCAUAAAUGGGCCUCAAUUGCCAGGUCAAUCUCAGAGCCAUCCCGGAAAUCCGGGGCACUGGGCAGGGUAGAGCGAGCGUUUGGAGCGGCACACUUUCCUGAAGACGGGCCCUGGGACUAUGUGGACACUGGCAGCGGCCCUUUUACAAAUAGGGUACAGAAGAUGUGUAAUUCUCAAGUUGUGCAAAUGUUGAGUGACAGUCAGCUUACGACGGCAUAUGAAAUCCAGGCCUUGGGCAUAACGCGUUGCCUCAGCCUGAUAGGAUUUGGAGGAACAAGUCACAGCCGACAGGCGCCUCUUCUCACCAUUCGAAUCCUCAAUGGUGCCAACAUGCAGCUAAAAACAUGCAUAUCUCCUAGCCAAUGCUCUUUUUUGACAAUCACAUCAAGUGACAGCACGAGCCUCCACCAUCUGCAUCAACGACGUUAUCACAUAACGACGAGGAUAAGAGUCGACAAUUCUCGGACGAAAAUGUUCUCUUCCAAGGAUUAUCUUCGUCUCAAGCCCUGUUCCACAGAGACAGACAUUACCAUGCAGAGAUCCGACGGUUACCCAAGCCCGCCCCCUGGGUAUCCAACCUCGCCCCCCGCACCCAGAGUGCAGGACGUCGAGUCUUGGGAUGAGAUUCAUCUACCUGCUCAGAGAAGCGGGGGAGAAUCCGUCCCUCUCAAGUCUGUUGCUGUUCCCACGGUUGUCCCAGUGGGUGUCAACGGGCAUGGCACCUACAACCCGACUCAACAGCCUCUGCCCAAGUUUCAGAAGAGGGCAGUAUGGCUACGCUUCCCCAGUUCGCCAUGGGUCGCCACCUACAGCAUGUACUUCUUUCUCGUCGUCGGCGUCUGCUUUGCGAUCGGCCAUCACUUCUUCUACUCUUCACUCGAUGGCGAGAUCGUCGACGACCAGCUUCGCAUGCUGCGCUGGGGCACCGCGCUCGCGUUUGCCUGCAAGGCCAGCCUGACAGCUGCAGUCCUGUCCGCAUUUGACCAACAAGUCUGGGCAACGGUCAGAACCAGGUUCUUGACUGUUGUUGCCCUUGACUCGAUGUUUGCGGCCACGGAGAACCCGCUGGAUAUGCUCAACUUGGAGCUUUUAACCAAAGCCAAGAUGGCUGUUGCCAUGGCGCUUUUCGGCUGGUGUGCUCCAGCCAUCGUCAUCAUCACUGCCAAUACCCUCCUCGUCGCGCCACCAGAGUUCAUGCAUGAGAAUACAACCUGCAGCGGUGUUAGAAGUCUAAACUUUGACCUUGAAGCCGCAUACACUUGGCCAAACGGUGCCAGGCAAAAGGGUAGUGGGCUAAACCCCCUAAGCCCGGCCAGAUACAACGACACCAGUCGGGAUCCAGCAGAGACGGUCGGCUACUAUGACAGACAGGAUACCCAAGUCCAGAUCUUGGCCGAUGCAUCCUCAGUUCUGCGAAGGCCAGUCACAUACGACAACUCGACGCUCGAGACUUGUGCUAGAGGGUGGAACUGCACCGUCAGGGUUGAGAUGAAAGGGCCAGGUUACAAAUGUACUGAACUCGGCUCCGGAGUUGGAUCAGAGGUGCGCAACCUUUCCCAACAGUCUGGAGAGAUAAGUCCUCCAUUCCCAUUUAAUGAGGUCCUCCUCCCAGUCGGCAACCUGAGCUACCUUGGCAACACAACGGAAGGGGAUUAUAGUUUGCCACAGACGUCGGAAUUUGACGCUGAUGGGUUCCCUGAAGAGCCGAAGCCCAGGAACUUUGGUUCUUUCCGCACAGAGCCCGUCGUAUGGAUUGGAUACGUCAAGACGGCCAAAGACGUCAAGAGGCCUCUCGACCCCCAAAAGGCCAUGCAGGAUGAAGACACCCUUGUUCCCACCCUGAUGGCCUGCGAGUACUACGAAACGAAGUACAAACUGGACUAUCAGUAUGUUGACGGCUUACAAUCUAUCAAGGUCGUGGAGCGCACUCCUCUUUCACCUGUAGUCAACACGACAUAUCGCAGGGGAAUCAGAGACAACCGGACCACAGACCAGACCACGGCAACACCUCCAGAGAACUACGUUCCUUAUGGGAACACAACUCGAUAUAAAAAGACAGCUACAUAUCACGCUCUGGGCUUUCUUUUCCGCGCACUCCUCAACGGGCCCAUAUUGAUGAGUCCAGGUGGUGUGGACGGGAAGAAUGCUCUGUUCACCAAGGUCACCAGCAACGGCGAUUAUUUCCCAGCGGAGAAUCUUCAAGAUGUGGUACCUAGCGUCUUUGAGGACAUACUCUUUUCUCUGCUCUCAAACCAGCAGUGGGCCAUGGUUGUCUGGGCCGCUGAUCCAGAGAAACAAGUUUUGUUCAAUGAGGAUAGCGGCAAAUAUCCGUGUCGGCGAUCGCAGCCAGUAAGCAGAUAUCAGUACAGGGCAGUUACUCUCUGGGCAGUCUACGGCGUCUCUGUGCUACUUGCUUCGUUGGGCGUCGCAGCCGGGACCAUUGCCUUGCGACACAACGGCGGCUUGAGGCGAGACUCGCGCUUCUCUAGUAUCUUGGCCGCCACCCGCGGACAGGGACUCAAUAGGGUAGAAUGGGGAGGUCCUUUGUUCGACAGAGGCCAGGUCAAUCAUUCUGUGAGGGGCUUCAAGAUGGGAUACGGCACGGCGAAGCGGGAUGAGGCUGAGAGGCUCCUUGGCAACCAGGUUCCAUUCACUUUUGGCUUUGAGGGCGAGAUUGAGCAGAAGGGAAACCGACACGGGAAGUAA